Molecule: messenger RNA, 471 nt
Organism: Grosmannia clavigera kw1407
Lineage: Eukaryota; Fungi; Ascomycota; Sordariomycetes; Ophiostomatales; Ophiostomataceae
Exons: 2
Coding region: 1-471 (156 amino acids)
Biological process (GO): proteasome assembly
Source: RefSeq, a predicted model, not a curated record
AUGGAGCAAGGCAGUGCCGAGAGCACGACGGUCUCUUUCGCAACGCUGCUUCCUCGGUCACAAGACACUGAGCUCCAUGUGCGCCUUACGAGCAGGGCCAAGAGCCUGAUGGUGUCGGUGGCGACGACCGGCACAGACGAAGGAGACCACGCUCGAUCCGAGCUGGGAUCGUUUGUCUAUGCUCUUCCAAACAGAUACCAAGCCGGCGACCCGCUGUGCACGACUCUCUACAGCGACGAGAAGUCGCUUGAGUUUGCGGUGCGGCUCGCGAAGCUGAUUGUCAGGAGGACGCAGAUGGUAGCCUAUGUUUCCACCUCGAUCAGUCUUGAGCGCAUGGGGCUAGGCGGCACGGUGGAAGAAAUCCUAGAGGCCUACCAGGCCGUGGUGACCCCGCUGGCGGGAUAUCUGCCGAAGUCCCAGCCGGCUGUCCAAACGAACGGUCUGUCCUCAUUGGCAGACGAGCAAAGAUAG